Messenger RNA from Cryptomeria japonica (Japanese cedar), 1589 nucleotides. RefSeq names its product probable inactive shikimate kinase like 2, chloroplastic. Bases 179 to 1381 code for a protein of 400 amino acids. The transcript has 8 exons. Lineage: Eukaryota; Viridiplantae; Streptophyta; Pinopsida; Cupressales; Cupressaceae. The record is from RefSeq and is a predicted model, not a curated record.
CAACAAAUGUGCCUUAGAAAAAUUACAGACGUCGAGGAGGAAAAACUAAAAGGAUAUUUUGGUUUGACAUUAUGAGAAUAGUUUGCUCUCCAUAAAUUAGAUAUCAGCUGCAAAUCUUUUAAAGGGCAAGAAUGUGGAGAUAAGAUUUGACAUAUCGGAGGAGGAAAAAGAGCAGGCUAUGUCUAUGGCUUUCACAGCUCGCCUCAACAAUUGCUUCAAUCUCGCUUCGUUCGAUUGCGCUCUCAAAUAUCGAAAGCAAUGCUCUCUAUCAACUUAUUCUGCGCAUAUUUCAUCAACACUCACUUCAAUUCACAGACAUACUUUAAGCAGAAAGCACAGAGUACCCUGGAAUUCCACAAGCCUACAAUGCAAUACUCGCACACCCACUAAAAUACAAUGUACCGCCAGUCAAGACCCGUUGGUUUCUGGAACUGGCUUACAUAAUUACGAGUUUACUGAUGAUGCUGCAGAGGUGGAAUUGCGAAUCCCGUUGCCAGGAGAAACUAAUCUGGCCACUGAAGAUGUGUUUGUGAAUGUUCAAGACACUUCUCUUGUUAUUACAGUUCAGGUCGUCAAUGAAGUCAAAGUUUUGUUGUCAAUUGACCGUCUAUAUAGCAGGAUAAACCCUCCAGAAACUAUCUGGUAUAUUGAUGAAAAUGAUCUUGUGGUAAGCCUGAAAAAGAGUGAUGUAGAUGUGAAAUGGCCUGAUAUUAUGGAGGCCUGGCAUUCACUUGGUACUGGAGUUUCAGCACUUUUGAAAGGAACAUCAGUGUACCUUGUUGGAGAUUCUUCAGAAAUCAAUUGGGCAGUGGCUAGAGAACUAGCAGUCAGUUUAGAGUAUACUCCACUUCAAACAGGCCUAUUGUUAGAACAAGCGACUGAAAAAUCUAUUGAUAAUUUAUUGAUUGAUGAGGGAGAAGAUUCUGUGGCUGAAGCUGAGGCUGCAAUAUUAGAAAGCAUUAACAUACAUGUACGAUUGGCUGUGGCGACGUUAGGAGGAAUUCAGGGAGCAACCUCAAGACCUGAGAAAUGGAAAAAACUUCAUGCUGGAUUCACGAUUUGGCUAUCUCAAAGUGAAGCUAAAGAUGAAGCUUCAGCUGAGGAGGAAGCUAGGAGGGCAAAAGAGAAUCAAAGUCAAGCUUAUGCAGGGGCAGAUGUUGUGGUUAAGCUUGGUGGGUGGGAUACAGAUGCAGCUAGGCCUGCAGCCGAAGGUUGCUUGAGAGCAUUGAAAUAUCUUAUUGAAUCUGACAAGGAACUCCCAGGAAAGAAGAGUCUUUAUGUUCGAAUGGGAUGCCGUGGUGACUGGCCUAACAUCAUGCCUCCAGGCCAAAAUGUUUUGCAUGAAAAGGAUGUUCAAGCAGCUAUGUCUACAACAUCUUAGUAGUACAAGUGAAGAUGCUUUUAAUAUCUGUAAUCACUUACAUACAAAUUUUUCUUUGCUUUGAUUAUAGAAUGCUUUGGAUACAGAAUUAAAUGUCUUGUACACAACAUUUUUUUCUUAUCUGCUUUUCAUCAACUUAAAAGCUUUUGACACAAUUGUUAAGGUUUAUUAUAGCUCUAUAAAAUUGUAGAAAAUAUAGUUGUCUUUA